AUGGCCGACGAAACCAACAUGAACUACCUCUACACCGUCGGUGGCUACAUCACCCUUGCCGGUGUGGGCUACGCCCUCUACCAGGUGUCUACAUCAAAGGCUCGUAAGAAGGCCACCGCGGUGCAGCCGAAACCGGUCCGGCAGCAGCCUGAGCCUCGGAGGGAGGAAACCGCUGCCACAGCUAGCAGCAGCGGCAGCAGCAAGAAGAAGAAGCAGCAGCCGCGAACUGAUGGCUCAGCCGACGCUCAGGGGUCGUCGUCCCACGUGAAGUCGCGAGCCAAGACUCAGCAGCAGCCCAAGGUGACACCCCAGCCUGAGGCAUUCACGACCAGCUCUCAGGUCGCCGAGGCGCCGGACGACGACAUUGACAACGCAGAGUUUGCCAGGCAGCUGUCAAAGGCCAAGCAGGGCAAGCAGUUCGCCAAGGACUCGAGUUCUGGAAAGAAGCAGAAGGAGAAGUCGGUUAAGCAGUCACGUGCGAACAAGAUCAACAAGCCCAUCGCCCUCCAGGAGUCUCUCGCCCCUGCCCCUGCCUCUGCUCCCGAAGCCGUCUCCGAGGCCGAGGCUGAGCAUGCCUCGACCACCGACGAUGACGCGACGUCUCCCGAGGCCGUGGCCGCCGAUGCCGCCGGUGUCGCCGACAUGCUCGAACCCACUCCUUCUGGCCCCUCGGUCCUACGUCUGACCGACACGGAGCCCAAGACGAGCAACAAGAAGAAAGCCAAGGCCCCCGAGGUGGUCGAGACCAAGAAGCAGCGUCAGAACCGGAAGAAGGCCGAGGCUGCCAAAGCUGCCCGCGAGGAGGCCGAGAAGGAGCGCAGGGUCUUGGAGGAGAAGCAGCGCAGGGCCGCCCGCAUUGCCGAGGGCCGCCCUGCCAAGGACGGCUCCCAGUACACGGCCGCCAGCGUCAAGUCGUCGGCCUGGAGCCAGGGUGCUCCCAGCGAGCCCGCCAGCAACGGUGCGACCAACGGCGCUACCAACGGCGCCGCCCACGGCUUCCUCGACACCUUCGACGAGACGCCGGCCAAGGAGGUGGCUGCCAAGCCCGCCACCGCCAAGGAGCUGUCGUCUGAGUCGGCCUGGAUUUCGUCUCUCCCCUCUGAGGAGGAACAGCUGGAGAUGCUCAAGGAGGAGGACGAGUGGAACACGGUGAAGACCAAGUCCUCGAAGCGGUCCAAGAAGGACAACCCGAUCGAGAGCACCGCUCCCGCCACCACGGCCGUCCCGGCCUCCGCCGCCGCCGACGUGCAGCCCAAGAGGCCCACACCCGUCGUCAGCUCGGCGAGCGCAUCGUCCAAGCCCCAGAGCUUCGGAUCCUUCUCGGCCCUGACUGCCAAGGACGACACGCCCGAGGAGGAGGUCGAGGAGGAGUGGGAUGUCUAA
This is a messenger RNA of Geosmithia morbida, 1383 nucleotides long. RefSeq lists its product as uncharacterized. The transcript has a single exon. The record is from RefSeq and is a predicted model, not a curated record. Lineage: Eukaryota; Fungi; Ascomycota; Sordariomycetes; Hypocreales; Bionectriaceae. Bases 1 to 1383 code for a protein of 460 amino acids.